AAAGGGAAAGAGAAAAAGGGAGAGGGGAGGGGAAUGGGUGUACACAGUGGAGAUGAGAGUGGAAAUGAGCAGUGAGUUGCAGGAGGAUUAGCCACCAGCUUCUCAGCUCCUCAAGUAGCAAGAUCUGCAUCUCCUUGAAGGAUGAGCCUGCAGCCGCAGCCGCGUGCGUCUGGACCUUAGAGGCUCUGCCUGGGCCGCUGCCUGACGCCCUCUCCCCCGAUACCCCACCGCCACUCCGCCAUGGACGGCCUGCGCCUGCCGCCCGUCAUCGAGGAGGUGGGGGACCCUGCGGAUGAUUCCACUGAUCUUAAACUAGAUGAUCCAGACAUGGAGGAGCAGCUAACAACUGAAGAGAAGGAGGUGCUGGAGGAAAAAGAUGGGAAGGAGGUGGAGGCCCCUGAUGGGGAGAAGGAGCAGGAGGAAAGAGCAAAGGAGGACAAAGCAGAGGAAGGGCAGGAGGAGGAAGAGGAGGACAUGGACCCGCUCACGGAGGAGCAGGAUCUGGAGGAGCUGAGGUCCCAGGUUCUGCAGCUGCUCCUGGAGUUGGGGGAGGCCAGGGAGGUGUCCCAGAAGCACGAGGAGGGAGUCCGUGAGCUGAGGGGUCUGCUGGAGGACGAGCGUCUAGCCAGCGCUCACCAGGCAGAGAGCUUCACUCGGCAGAUCCAGAGGCUGCAGGCCCAGCUGCGCUCGGUGCAGGAGGAGAUGGUCAGCCUUCAGGAGGAGAAGGAGAGCGAGCUGGCGGAGGCGCAGGAGGAGCUGCGGGAGGCGCAGGAGGAGGUGCUGGAGCUGCAGCAGGCGGCGGAGGAGGCGGCGGCGGAGCGGGAGAACGACAUCGCCAGCCUGCAGGAGGAGCUGUGCCGCCUGCGGGCCGAGCUGCAGCGCCUGCACGCCGCCACGCAGGAGUACGAGCUGGAGAUCACCACGCUGCGCGCCGAGCUCGCCAUGAAGAGCCAGCGGAGGGAGGAGGAGCGGCGCGAGGGUGACGUGGGUCUGCUGAAGGAAGAGUGUCGCGCUCUGAGGGAGGAAUGCAAGGUCCUGAAGGACGGAAACAGGAAGUUGUCAGAGAAACUGCAGCAGCUGCAGCUCCAGAGGGCGGGCUCCAGCGACGCGUACCUGGCGGUGACGGAGGACGACGCGGCGGCGGACGAGAAGGCAGAGGAGGGCGCGGCCGAGGAGAAGCCCGCGGAGGCCGACAGCUACAUCAGCGUGGCCACGCCCACAACCAGGACCAACUGCCGCCUGGUGGACGCCUCCAUCCAGAAGAACAUCUCCUUCGAGGGCAAGCCCCUCACCCCCACCGGCGGGGCCGGGGGCUUCGGCGAGAUCUUCUCCCUGCGGGACCAGCUCAAGCAGGCCGAGGCCCGAGCCGACGAGGUCCAGAAGGCGUGUGAGGGCUUGAAGGUGGAGCUGUCGGAGAUGCAGGCCCUGUACGACAGCAGUCAGGGCGAGCGAGCCGAGCUGGAGAGAGAGCUGCAGAGGUGCAAGGAAGAGCUGGACCAGCUGAUGGGGGGGAAGGCGCAGAACUCCACAUCUCCGUCUGAGCCCCCUGUUCUCUCCGUCCCCUCCGUAGGAAUGAUUGUAAUUGUGGCCUUGAUAUGGUGCUGGUGGGCGGAGCUUUCAUCCUAGAAGGUACGAGCACGUCAUUUCCUUCAUCAUCCCCGAGGGAGGGGCGAGAGACAGAGUGAGAGAGAGCACAGUUAUAUGCUACGUUCAUUAAAUUUUACCUCACAUACUUGUUUAACUACACUGCAAAUACAUAAUAAUAAUAGUAAUAAUAACUAAUGCAUUGUAAAGAAUAAAUGAAUAAUCCAUAAAUAAUUACAGUUCAGUACAAUUUAUGUUCAUAAACGAGAUGGUUUCAGUGUUGUAGCAUAUUCAGUGUCAAGUGAGCAUUGCACUUACAGAACUUUUAUUUGUGUAAAUAAAGAGUAGGUGAUGUGCUCUGAGUGUGCUCUGAGUUUUAGAGUCAGGUCUGGGCUUGAGAUUAGGGUGUGAGGACACUGAGGAGUCUUGUUGAGAGUGUGAGACGCGAUGCUUUCGGGCUCUUGGUCUGAAGCACUGACAGCCUAACGAAAGAGAAAGGGAUGGUCAAUAAAACAGCGCAGAAACACUGGGGAGAAAUACAUUUUAAAAAAGCAUUUCACAUUGGAGAGAUUACAUAAGAUGGUUCUCCACAACACCGUUGGGAAACCACUGAAUCAUUCAAGACGCAAACAGUGAUGAUACAGCACACCUGCACAACUGGAACUUUGGAGGGUGAAGAACAUUCUUGUGUUCUCUUCUUUCAUGGCCAAGAAGGCACCUUUGUGUAUUUUCACAUGCACAAUUUCUGAAAAAUAAAAGAAGUCUUUGUGGUCGUAUGUUGUCACUUGGCUCGUCUGGCGACCCUGGGGCCUACGAAGAUGACUGUUUGAGCCAAAAUGGAUGACGCAGCGCCGGAUUCAGACCUGCCUUUCAGCACUGCGGAGCGACAAGUGGCGACUGGCAGAGCGCAGGGAUUCUCAGAGAAACGCUCAUCGCCCUGCUAGCCACCUGCUAACGUGCUAGGCCACAGUGGGCUUAGUGCGGGGGCCUGUUUGCGUAACAAAUGAAAUGAAGAUGUCCUCAUAUCACGUGCUGUAGGAGAGUGAGCCUCUCUACUGUGCGUGUGUGUGUGUGUGUGUGUGUGUGUGCGUGUGUGUGUGUGUGUGUGUGUGUUCGGUUUGGUGUGUAUGUGUGAAGGAAGCCAUCAGCAGAUAUUUUCACUGGGUGUUCUCCAGUAUUACAUCACCGUUACAUCCACUGACACUCCCAGAUCCUGCAGGCACCGCACAUUUCCCAAAUCCCUCUGCUAUCAGGAAUGAAUUACACAUUGCACAAUGCUGUGUGUGUGCGUGUGCACGUGUGUGUGUGUGUGCGCGUGUGCGCGUGUGCGUGCGCGUGUGUGUGUGCGCAUGUACCUGACUGGUGUCUAUGUAUAUGUGUGUAGUGUUGUGUCUUUGUCUCGCUGAAAUUGAGGUGGGUUUGAGUCACAUGGUGCUUGACCUCUGACCCCCUCCUUUCUGCUGUCUUUAGGUCAGCAAAGGAGACUGGAACCCGGUGCUUGUUGUUGCCGUGGCAGCAGCCAUUGUGCUUAUCCUCCCCACUUUGUCCAGAGCUCUUUCAUGAGCGAGCCUUAACAGUGACCACGCCCUCCCUUGAUGAUGCCACGCCCCUCUCUGCCCCGUGCUGUGCCACGCCCCUUUUAGCACAGGCCCCGCCCACCACUCCAAAGAGGAGGCCCACACCAGACGUUCCACAGGAAGCGGAAAAGCUGGAAACAGGAAGUAGGAACUGGCAACGGAACACCAGGCUUCCUGUUCACGUGGUUCAGCAAGGAGGUCUACUGAAGCAUUCUGGGUUUUAAAAAAAAAGACCAAUCAAAAGUGAGACUAUUGUUUGUAUCUGUGUGAUCAGAGGACUGCUGGGCUGUGACAGGGGAUGCCUACGGACUGCAGAACCAGUCUGUUUAACUCUGCGUUGACAACACGGAACUCUCCACCUGUUGCCCACGGCGAUGGUGUCGGAACUUUGGAGUUACCAGCUGGGUUCCGGCUUCCAUGGCGACCAUGUUCUCUGACAGAACAGGGCUGUGGUUUAAACAGUGAGAGUUUUUGCUGGCUGUAUUUGUCACACGAUGACCAGUAUAUUGGCACUGUAUAUUUAUUUAUUCAUAUACUGGUUGAUUUAUUUGGCAUCAUGUAGUACGCUGACUGAAGACGGUGAUUCUUUUGUUGCGCUUCAAGGCUGCUCAGAGGGAAGCAGAAGAGUGGAGAGAAAAACAGCUGUAGACAGAUCUGUGUGGGGUUCAUGGAGAAACGCGUUGUUUUUCAGAACUAAUUGCUUGCUUUACAUCGUAUGAGCAUGUUUUUUUUCCUUUGCGUGACGUGAAGUUUGUUUUGACUAUCAGACUCCAGUCAGCUGUUCUGCAGACAGCUUUCCUCUUUUUCCUCACUUUCUGUGAUUUGAAAAUGAAAACUCGAUAUUUUUACUCGAUAUUUCAGCGCAUGCUCUGUUCAGUUACAGAAAGGAAAAAAGCACAUAAUACCUGUAGGAUAUAUCCUCCUGAGCUCCGCAUGCGUGUCUUCACACAGGUACUUCAUAUGCGCUAUAUAUUCUGACAAAAUGAAAUGUUAUUUUUAUUAUUAUUUAGCUCACAAAAUAAUAAUUUCCAAUGCAGCAUAAUUCCUUGGAAGUUGUCCAGCAGUGAGUGCACACGUUCCGGGCCGAUGGUGUAGGAGAGAAGUGCACUUUUCCAAAUGACCUCUUUAUGACUACAGUUUUCUUUUAACUCCCUUUUUUCUAAAUUAAAAACCGUAAUAUAAUUUUGUUCAGUGGGCUGUACGCCUACAGUUGUAGCAGACUUUAGACACCUCUAUUUUUGUAAAUUGAGAUACUAAUGGUGUAAUUUUAACCAGCAAACAAUCGCAAAUGAUUUGCUUCUUCAGAGAAACUUGUACAGUGGUUGUUGAUGCUUUCUUGUGGUCUACUCUAAGUAGUCUCUGUCUGUUUUGGGAACUUGGCCAAAACCAAAACUCUUCCAAAUGAAUUGACCCCACAGUUAAACAGAUGAAGGAUAUGUGGAAGAAUAGGCGUGUCAGAAGACGCUCGACUCAAUGAAAUUAGUUUUAUGUUUUUACCCAGCGCCCACAGCAGACUGUUUGACACACUAGCAAAUAAAGAUGUUUGUGAACCAUGGUCUCAGAUGUUGGAUCAGUACAGUACAUGUAGCUGUUUAGUACGUUAAAGAAAAUUAAUAUUUAUUAGAAAGUGUGAGCAAACCAGACAAGGAGGAUUUCGUUAAAAUAUGUCAUUUUCAAAAUAAGAAAAUACAAACAAAACCUUAAAAUUAAAAUAGGCAUUUAUUAAAAAUAAAAAAAUAAAAAGCACUUGCUUGGGACCCCCUGAGAUUCUCUGGGGGACCCCUGCUUCAGAAUGCAGUAAAGCAAACCUCAGCUUUUGGGGAAAUUAAAAACAAUCAGGCACUUGCACUUUUCCGAGAGUAACACACAUAAUUAUCAUACAAUUUAGUCCUAAUACAUUGGGAAACAAACAGGCUUUUACUGAAUUAUAAUGUAAAGAAAUAUAAAUAAAUAUAAAGAAGAAAAUAUCCUUUCCUAAAUGCGUUUACUCUGUGUAAAGGAGAAUGUGACUGAGUGAUUAGAUUGAGCCUACAGACCUCCAGCCGAAUUUGAUACAGGAGAAAAUCACAGCUCAAACAGGCAAUAACUCCACCUUGCUCUGACUACUCAUGAGCGGUGACUUAAAGGUUUAUUUUUGUACCCUUGUUGACCUCUAAACCCCCAAAUUUAACAAUACAGUGCCUCUGUGGGUGUGGCCACCCCUAAUAGGACUGAUGUAUUUUUGUAAAUAUGCACAUUGUAUUUAAAGUGCAGGCAUAUAGAAGUACUGGCGGUCAGACAGCUAAAUGUUGGCGAUUUGCCUUUUCAUUAACUAGCGAUGCUAUUUUACUCUACAGAAAUAAAAACAUAUAUAUGUUUCAUUGACCAGUGGGAGGGUAUUGAUUUGCGGAUUCAAGAAACAAGUGUGUAUAAUAGGUUUUCUUGGACCGCAGUUUAAAGUUACAUUUUUUUACUUGUGUGUUUGUUUUUAUUUCGUCAUGUGUUAGGUUAGUGUUAUGCCCUCCCUGUUGGUGAUAUCUUAUGAUAACAAAGUGCUUUUCUCUUGGCAUGCAUUGCAGAUGCUCAGCAAGCCUUGAUUAUGUCAUCUGUAGCUGGUGUCUCAUGUAAUUAUUUUUCUAGAACAGUAGCGUGCAUGUGAUCACAUGGAGUCAUAAUAAGUUUUCACAAAAAAAAAAGCAACUAAACCUGUUAGUGGAUGUUAAAUGACGUGAAAAGAAAUGCUAUAUUACUAAACCAUGUCAGUUUGCUUGCGUGCUCGGUUCUGUAUGUCCUUGUGCAGACACAGUAGAGUUUCACACAGUCCAGUGUGUGAGCUGGAUGUCGCCUGUAUCUCCCUGCAGAUUAGAGCCAUUAUGCAGUGGAUCCGCUGUGGCUCUAGUAACAUCAAUUAUGUGAAUAAAAUGUAAGAUAUGUG
Molecule: messenger RNA, 6075 nt
Organism: Anguilla rostrata (American eel)
Lineage: Eukaryota; Metazoa; Chordata; Actinopteri; Anguilliformes; Anguillidae
Product: coiled-coil domain-containing protein 136-like
Exons: 9
Coding region: 241-1626 (461 amino acids)
Biological process (GO): single fertilization; acrosome assembly
Cellular component (GO): acrosomal membrane
Source: RefSeq, a predicted model, not a curated record